AUAGCUUUAGCGCCCGGGCGCCGUGGAGAAAUGGCCGCGUCGGCAGAUAGAAGUAAAUCGUCCCCCACACCGAAUGGGAUUUCCUCUUCUUCAGAAACCGCCUUCGAGGCCAUGGACUCCUUCCAUGCUUGCAGUAUUCUUAAGCAACUCAAAACCAUGUAUGAUGAAGGACAGUUGACAGACAUUGUAGUGGAAGUGGAUCACGGGAAAACAUUUUCCUGUCAUAGAAAUGUGCUUGCUGCAAUCAGUCCCUACUUCAGAUCCAUGUUCACUAGCGGCCUUACAGAAAGUACUCAAAAAGAAGUUCGAAUAGUUGGCGUUGAAGCUGAAUCGAUGGAUUUAGUCUUGAACUAUGCCUACACCUCCAGAGUUGUUCUGACCGAGGCGAAUGUUCAAGCCUUGUUCACUGCAGCUAGUAUCUUCCAGAUUCCUUCCAUCCAAGACCAGUGUGCUAAAUAUAUGAUCAGCCACUUGGACCCACAAAAUUCUAUUGGGGUCUUCAUAUUUGCUGAUCAUUAUGGUCAUCAGGAACUUGGAGAUAGAUCAAAAGAAUACAUCCGUAAAAAAUUUCUGUGUGUCACCAAAGAACAGGAGUUUCUCCAUUUGACAAAAGACCAACUGAUAAGCAUACUAGACAGUGAUGAUUUAAAUGUAGAUCGAGAAGAACAUGUAUAUGAAAGCAUUGUAAGGUGGUUUGAACAUGAACAGACUGAAAGAAAAGUGCACCUUCCAGAAAUUUUUGCCAAAUGCAUACGUUUUCCUUUGAUGGAAGAUACCUUUAUAGAGAAAAUUCCACCUCAGUUUGCACAGGCUAUAUCUAAAAACUGUGUAGAAAGGGGACCAUCCAAUACCAAUGGCUGUACUCAGAGACUUGGAAUGACUGCAUCUGAAAUGAUCAUAUGUUUUGAUGCUGCCCACAAACACUCAGGAAAGAAGCAAACAGUGCCUUGUCUAGAUGUAGUCACAGGAAGAGUGUUUAAACUAUGCAAGCCGCCAAAUGAUCUAAGAGAAGUUGGGAUUCUUGUAUCACCAGACAAUGACAUUUACAUUGCAGGAGGGUACAGGCCAAGCAGCAGUGAGGUUUCCAUUGACCAUAAGGCAGAAAAUGAUUUCUGGAUGUAUGACCAUUCCACCAAUAGGUGGCUAUCCAAACCAUCCUUGCUGCGAGCCAGAAUAGGCUGCAAAUUGGUGUUUUGCUGUGGUAAGAUGUAUGCAAUAGGAGGCCGUGUUUAUGAAGGUGAUGGGAGAAACUCACUGAAGUCUGUUGAAUGCUACGACAGCAGAGAGAACUGUUGGACAACUGUUUGCGCAAUGCCUGUUGCCAUGGAGUUUCAUAAUGCUGUGGAGUACAAGGAGAAGAUCUAUGUUUUACAAGGAGAAUUUUUCCUCUUCUAUGAGCCUCAAAAAAACUACUGGGGUUUUUUAACCCCCAUGACUGUGCCUAGAAUCCAGGGCUUAGCAGCUGUAUAUAAGGAUUCUAUCUACUACAUAGCUGGAACCUGUGGAAAUCAUCAACGUAUGUUUACUGUCGAAGCCUACGACAUUGAGCUAAAUAAAUGGACUCGCAAGAAGGAUUUUCCAUGUGAUGAGUCUAUAAAUCCCUAUCUUAAACUGGUACUUUUCCAAAAUAAGCUUCAUUUAUUUGUUCGAGCUACUCAAGUGACUGUAGAAGAACAUGUCUUCAGAACCAGCAGAAAAAAUUCCCUUUAUCAAUACGAUGACAUCGCUGACCAGUGGAUAAAAGUUUAUGAAACCCCAGAUCGGCUCUGGGAUCUCGGCCGGCAUUUUGAAUGUGCCGUUGCUAAACUCUAUCCUCAGUGUCUUCAGAAAGUUCUUUAAUAGGUAGUAGGCCUUAGUGGCUUACUGGCAUCUUGUACUUGAGGAAAUUUAAUCCUCGGUGAUGCAAAACAUGCUGUCAGUAUUGAAGAAAGCUGAGAGAGUUUGUAUAUGGAAAUGGGUGCUCCUAAAGAUUAAAGAUUACAGUAUAGGAAGGGAAUUUUUUUUUCAUUCUUGUGAAGUUUUUAUUUUCAGUAAGCAAAGUUAACAAAGUGCAAUUAUCAGCAUAUUUUUCCCCUGGUAUAAAAGUAUCAGAUUAUUCUAGAAUUUUGUGGUAAAUAGUUACUGAGCUAACAGAAGAAUUGACAACUAUGCACUCUUAGAAGAGCAUUAGGGUAUGAUUGGUUAGAGAUACCCAAACUAGUUUGACGUGACUUUUUAUUUUAAAUACGGGUAAAAAUUUGAGGCAAUAUCACUAGGACUUUAGCUGUGAUCUCUCUAACAUAGGGAAGCACUACUUAGAUCCUCAUUCUUAAUAUAUAGAUAUAUAAAGAGAUAGAUAUAUAUUUGUGUACUGUUCUC
Molecule: messenger RNA, 2358 nt
Organism: Suncus etruscus (white-toothed pygmy shrew)
Lineage: Eukaryota; Metazoa; Chordata; Mammalia; Eulipotyphla; Soricidae
Gene: KBTBD8
Product: kelch repeat and BTB domain containing 8
Exons: 4
Coding region: 31-1839 (602 amino acids)
Biological process (GO): neural crest cell development
Molecular function (GO): protein binding
Source: RefSeq, a predicted model, not a curated record